AUGGCUCGUACUAAGCAAACAGCGAAGUAUAUCGGGCCAUCAAUAACCUGGACACAAUUCCACCUACCUCUGGAGCAGGAGUGGCCGCUAUGGUCUUUGAGCCACGCGGAUGGUCAUGCUAGUCCACUUGUUGGCAUCAAGUAUUUUCAGAAGACCUUGCUAGGAAGAAUGGUCGUAGCUCCUGAGCAGGCUGCCUACAUUAUUGAUAGCAAUACUCUUGAAAAAAUGGCUCUGAGAGCGUACGGGAAACUGGGUGGGGAAGACACUCGGAAAGAUGGAACAGACGAAGCAGGAUGA
This is a messenger RNA of Xylaria bambusicola, 297 nucleotides long. RefSeq lists its product as uncharacterized. The coding region runs from base 1 to 297 and encodes 98 amino acids. The transcript is spliced from 2 exons. Lineage: Eukaryota; Fungi; Ascomycota; Sordariomycetes; Xylariales; Xylariaceae. The record is from RefSeq and is a predicted model, not a curated record.